CCCUGCAUCUCCUCUCUCUUGAUCAGACCCUUUCUUUCUCCCUCCACUGUGCUCAUCAUCUCCCUACUUCGUCUCAUCACUCCCCUCACAAUGUUCAGACCCGCAGUCGUCCGGCAAGCCGCAAAGGCACUCAGCCAAUCCACGCGCCCAACCCCAACCACCGCAUUCCUCCGCCCCCUCACCUCCACAGCUCCGCCCCGAAAGGACGCCCGCAAGAGCACGCAAGACCCCCUCCUGGCGGCCACCACCACGGCCCCGGGGGGCGCGCUGGAGGCGGAAGGCCAGUACGCGCGGACGGACGAGAAGGUCAAGAUCGAAUACCCGGACGACGAACACAUGCCCCGCUCGCCGGUCGUGCAGGGCCGCGGCGGGAUGCACUUCAAGCGAACGCUGGCCCACUUCUCACUGGAGAACAAGGUGACGCUGGUGACGGGGGGUGCGCGCGGGCUGGGGCUGGUCAUGGCGCAGGCGAUUGUCGCGUCGGGGUCGGAUCUCGCCAUUGUCGAUCUGAACAAGCAGGAGGCCGAAGAACAAGCGAAGAAGCUGGUGGAACAGUUCCAGAAAGAGAAUCCAGGAUUGGAGGCGGACCAAAUGCCCAACGUGACGGCGCACUACUCGGACGUCUCGGACCCGGAGUCCGUGAGCAGCGCCAUCGCCGAGGUGAUCGCGCAGCACGGUCAGAUCGACCACCUGGUGACCUCGGCGGGGUUCACGGAGAACUUCGACGCGAUCUCGUACCCGCACGACCGCAUGCAAAAGCUGUGGGGCGUCAACGUCGACGGCACCUACCUGUUCGCGACGGGGGUCGCCAAGCACCUGAUGGAGCGGCAGGUCGCGGGGAGCAUGGUGCUGAUCGGCAGCAUGUCCGGGGCGAUCGUGAACGUGCCCCAGCCCCAGGCGCCCUACAACGCCGCCAAGGCCGCCGUCCGCCACCUCGCCGCCUCCCUCGCCGUCGAAUGGGCCGGCCACGACAUCCGCGUCAACUGCAUCAGCCCGGGGUAUAUGCUGACAGCCCUCACGCGCAAGAUCCUCGACGAGAACCCCGACCUCCGCGACAAGUGGAUCUCCUUGAUCCCCGUCGGCAAGAUGGGCACCCCCGAGGACCUGAUGGGCGCCGUCACUUUCCUCCUCAGUGACGCUUCCCGGUACAUCACCGGCGCCGAUCUGCGGGUCGACGGGGGCUACACCUUGACCUAGCUUCAACCCCUUACACCCGAUCAUUAAUGUUGAUAUGUACCGGUACAAUGCCAAUCAAAACUG
Messenger RNA from Aspergillus brunneoviolaceus CBS 621.78, 1260 nucleotides. Its product is annotated as putative D-arabinitol dehydrogenase ArbD. The transcript has 5 exons. Lineage: Eukaryota; Fungi; Ascomycota; Eurotiomycetes; Eurotiales; Aspergillaceae. Gene Ontology annotation, molecular function: oxidoreductase activity, acting on NAD(P)H, oxygen as acceptor. Gene Ontology annotation, cellular component: intracellular anatomical structure. The record is from RefSeq and is a predicted model, not a curated record. The coding region runs from base 91 to 1197 and encodes 368 amino acids.